Molecule: messenger RNA, 4824 nt
Organism: Belonocnema kinseyi
Lineage: Eukaryota; Metazoa; Arthropoda; Insecta; Hymenoptera; Cynipidae
Product: rho-associated protein kinase 2
Exons: 11
Coding region: 458-4249 (1263 amino acids)
Biological process (GO): embryonic morphogenesis; actomyosin structure organization; mitotic cytokinesis
Cellular component (GO): cytoplasm; cytoskeleton
Molecular function (GO): ATP binding; Rho-dependent protein serine/threonine kinase activity
Source: RefSeq, a predicted model, not a curated record
CCAGCUCCGAAUUUGUUUUUCCAGGUGGUUUAUUUGUAAAGUCUUACUUUCCUAUGCAACUUGAUUGCCUUCUCUUGCUGCUCAUUGUCAGUUCUCUAAUCUCCUUUUUCAUCUUUACCUUGCUUCCAACUUUUUCGCCAAACUAAUUCGUGCGAUCGACUGCUGGUUUCUUUCGCGACAAAAUACGUGAUAGUGCGAUUUUUUGACUGUCGGUGAAUUGAUUCAUAUUUUGAUAAGUAAUAAGUCAAAAUAUUAGAGGGUAAUGUUAUAUCUUUGGAAAAAUUGCUUUGUUGCAGAACAAAAAAAAUGGAAUUUUCAAUAUUAGUGGCUGUAUAUUGGCUGUCGUGUUUAUGCCGUGUUUAAUGAAAGAUGAAUCAAUUUUCGCUUUAAUGAGCGAAAAGCAAGAGGACACGGUGAAGACUGUGUAGCAGCAGGUUUUUGGUUUUAAAUUGAAAUCAUGGAGGCGGUGCGGGAUGAAGACAGGUCCAAGCGCCUUCGAGGACUCGAAGAGCGUAUUAAAGAUCCUCGUAGCAAUACAAAUAUUGACUGCUUGUUGGAUACUGUACAGGCCCUUGUAGCAGACUGUGAUCAUCCUAGCGUGAAACGCAUGAAAAACAUUGAGGCAUAUAUGAAUAGAUAUGACUCGGUUGCUCAGGACAUUUAUAAAAUGCGAAUGCGAACCGAUGACUUCACUUUGAUAAAAGUCAUAGGCCGUGGAGCAUUUGGUGAAGUACAAUUAGUCAGACACAAAUCAACACAAAAGGUCUAUGCUAUGAAGCUACUCAGCAAAUUUGAAAUGAUCAAAAGAUCGGACUCGGCCUUUUUUUGGGAGGAGAGAGAUAUUAUGGCGCAUGCGAAUUCUCAGUGGAUAGUUCAGUUGCACUUUGCAUUUCAAGACCACAAAUAUCUUUAUAUGGUUAUGGAUUAUAUGCCGGGUGGCGAUUUAGUAAAUUUAAUGUCGAAUUACGACGUGCCGGAAAAGUGGGCAAAGUUCUACUGCGCGGAAGUGGUGCUCGCGCUGGAUGCGAUACACAAUAUGGGAUUCGUUCAUCGGGACGUUAAGCCGGACAAUAUGCUGCUUGACAAGCACGGCCACUUGAAAUUGGCCGAUUUUGGUACCUGCAUGCGAAUGGAUACUGACGGCCUGGUACGCUCUGAUACUGCAGUGGGUACACCUGACUACAUAUCACCGGAAGUACUUCAGUCGCAAGGCGGUGAAGGUGUAUACGGUCGCGAAUGUGACUGGUGGUCCGUCGGCGUCUUCCUUUACGAAAUGUUGGUGGGUGACACUCCAUUUUACGCGGACUCGCUGGUGGGCACAUAUUCCAAAAUUAUGGAUCACCGAAAUUCUCUCCAUUUCCCGCCGGAAGUCGAAAUCACUCCUUCGGCCCAAAGCUUGAUCUACGGAUUUCUCACCGAUCGUACGAGACGCUUGGGCAGAAACGGAGUGGACGAGAUCAAGAGUCACGCCUUUUUUAAAAAUGACCAGUGGACUUUUGAGAAUUUGCGCGAGUGUGUGCCACCAGUAGUGCCAGAAUUGUCCGGGGACGAUGACACGAGUAACUUUGACGAUCUGGAAAAGGAAGACGGUCCCGAGGAGAGUUUUCCGGUGCCGAAAGCCUUCUCGGGAAAUCAUUUGCCCUUCAUUGGCUUCACAUAUUCCGGCGACUAUCAGCUGAUGGUGAACAAUAACAGCCGAGAAUCGGUGGACGGUCUCGAGAAUCAUGUGAACAAUGGUAUUGGCGAUGAGGGAAGAGUCGCGCAACUCGAGAAUUUACUCGAGCGUGAAAGACGUCAGGUGGAGAGUCUCGAGUCGAGGCAGCGGACUCUGACUGCUCAGCUGGAGGCGCUCACUGAACGUGAGGCUGAACUUCGCGAUGAGGCAGGCCGCGCCGACAAGGAGUUGGCGCUUCUGAGACACAGUCACAAGGAGGCGCAGCGACGCGUCGAGCAUGAGACGGAUGUUCGGCGAAAGGCCGAGUCGUUGCUGCUUGAAUUAAAGAAGAAGUUCGAUGAGGAGCAAACGAGACGAGCGAGGGAUGCGAGCACGUCGCAGCAAACGUCGGAGCGUAUCACGAGUUUGGAGAAGCAGGUGAAGGAGAUGCAGGCGAAGCUUGAGAGGGAGACGGAGACGGUGGGUAGGUUGCGAAAACAAUCGACUGAAGUGACUGUCGCUCGACAAGCAGCGGAACAAAUGGCUAAUGAGCUGCAACUGGCGCGAGCUCAAUUGCAAGCUCAGAGGGAUUCUCUGCAGCAGGAGGUAGCCACUUUACAGGGCCAAUUGUCGAAAGAGCGGAGUUCACGAUCACAGGCAUCGUCUCUCACGGCUGAACUCGAGACGAGACUGUCUGCCUUGCAUCUGGAACUUGAGCACAGUCGUGAGAGAGAGGAGAAGGCGACUCUUGACAAUAGACAAUUGAAUGAGAGGAUUUCCGAGUUGGAGAAAGAAGCAGCUACCUUGACUCUGGAGUUGAAAGCAGCUCAAGCUAGAUAUAAUCAGGAAGUGGUUGCUCAUCAGGAGACGGAGAGAUCGAGAAUGCUCUCGAAAGAAGAGGCCAAUCUGGAAGUUGUUAAAGCGUUACAAGCAAAGUUGAAUGAGGAGAAAAGUGGAAGGCAACGGGCCGAAUCAUUGGCUCAGGAGAAGGAACGCCAGACGUCGAUGUUGUCUGUUGAUUAUCGUCAAAUUCAACAGCGACUGCAAAAAUUGGAGGGUGAGCAUCGCCAGGAGGUGGAAAAGGUGAAGGUUCUUCAGGGCCAGGUGGAGCAGGAGCAGCAGAAGAGGACCAAUUUGCAAACCGAAUUGGCCCAGCAGUCCUCGGAAGCUGGUAGGCUACGUGCUCGAGAACAGCAGUUGAUGGACGAGGUUGCUCAGUUGCGAGAAUCGAAACGGCAGAUUGAGGAAGAGCUGCAUCAUUUGAAAACUCAGCGGAAUGUCGAUCAGCUUCAAAUGAAGGAGCUUCAGGAGCAGUUGGAGGCGGAAGCAUAUUUUUCGGUGAGAUAUUUCUUCCUCAUGUUCUGUUCACCAAUUGCUCCUUGGCAUUCAAUUCCUGAUGGUGCUUCGUCAUACUGUCCUUGUACUCCAACUCUUUCAUGGUUCGCUCCUUCUCCAAAUCGGCGACUGUCUCCUCGGCAAUCGAUCUCGCUAAAGCCUCGGCAUCGCCUCGAGCAAGAGCGAGCUCGAGCUGAUGACAGAAGGAAUUUCGUUCUUCCUCCAACUCUUGAUACGAUCGAGACUUGUCGUCAAGCUCCUCGCGGAGUUCUUGAGUCUGUGUUUUGUACAAAGUCUGGAAAUUGCCAAACUUUUAUAAUGGCACAACUCGUCGAAGAAAAUCAGUCGAAAUUGAGGCUUCAAAUGGAGCUGGAUUCUAAAGAUUCUGAGAUCGAAACACUUCAAAUGAAAAUAACUUCGAUCAAUUCCGAGACGGCGAGCGUGUCGUCGGUGGAGAAUGACGGAGAAGACUCUGUUUUGUCGGAACACGGUGCCAUGAGAUUGGAGGGUUGGUUGAACGUUCCCAAUAAGCAGAACAUUAAGAGACAUGGCUGGAAGAAGCAGUACGUUGUCGUGUCAUCGAAGAAGAUAAUUUUUUAUAAUAGCGAGAACGACAAAAUGAAUGCCGAUCCAGUUCUGAUAUUGGAUUUGAGUAAAGUCUUCCAUGUCAGAUCCGUCACUCAAGGAGACGUGAUUCGAGCCGAUGCCAAAGAUAUUCCUAGGAUAUUCCAGUUGCUAUACGCCGGCGAAGGCGAAGCGAGACGCCCUGGCGACGAAGGUAAUUCACUUCCAGGAGUAGAGCUUCCUCAGUUGACUGACAAACUGAGCACUCAGCCGCUGAAGGGUCUGAAAGGUCACGAGUUCAUUUCCAUUUCAUAUCACAUGCCAACGACCUGUGAAGUAUGUUCAAAACAACUCUGGCACAUGUUUAGACCACCUCCUGCUCUCGAGUGUAGAAGAUGUCAUAUAAAAGUUCACAAGGAACAUUUAGACAAAAAAGAAGACGCCAUAGCUCCGUGCAAACUGCAUUACGAUCCAAACAGCGCUCGAGAGCUGUUAGUUCUGGCAGGAAGUCCUGACGAUCAGAAGUACUGGGUAACACGAUUGUCGAGACGAAUUCAAAAAUGUGGUUACAAGGCGAACUCACACGUGGACGGGACGGGACAACGUGUCUCGCCAAGAGAAUCGACGAGGUCAACGCUGAAGCCUUAUUUACAAAAAUCGGCCACUCUCCCUGCGAACGCAAGUAUGGGAAAAUAAUUAUAAAGUAAGUCUUUGACCGAUUUUGAUCUCCUUGCCUGCCAUCUCCUCAUCCAAUUGCCUUUACUCAUGUCCAACGAAAAAAAGCCCUGGUCUUUUUAAUUUCCAGUGCCCAGUCGAAAAAAAAAUAUCGUAAUCGUCGUCUCCCACUCACUACUGUGCCACAUUGUUGUUAAUUUGCCAAUUCCCACAAGUGAUUUCCAGUGAUUUGGCAAUCAACAAUUUGUAAUCUCUUUCAUAAGUCCUUUAUUAUGAAUUUAUACAUACACCUUUCGUACGAACAUUUAAUAGGUAUUUUUUUAAUCGGAGAUUGUAGUCGAGCGAAGCCUUUUACAGGGUGUCUACCUGAUCGGGAAUUUUUUUUUAAAAGAACUAAAAUUUCGGAUAAAUAAAUAAAAGAAAUAUUUUGAAAAAAUCGCGUUAAGAAUUACGAUUAUCCUGAUUUGGAAGUGGGAAUUUUCAAAAAAGAAUUUAUUAUAAUUGUAAGGUUUGAUAUGGAAUUUUACGAGGAGUUGAAAUUAUUUUUUAUUCUUUUAAAUUUCCUACUGAGAGUUCAUUGGAUGUCUAUUCAUUUU